AUGGACUUCUCUAAACACAGAUAAAUUAUAACUAAUUUUUGUGGCCCAAAUUGGCAAUUAGGAGUUAUUCCUCUAAAAUAUGAUAAGCAAUACGACAAUGUAGAGUUUAGAGAAAUUCAAGAAGAGUAAAGUAUCAUCAUAUUAAUAUUCGACAAGAUAGUAUUAAGAAUCUGUGGUGUUUAUUAAUAACAAGUAAAUAAUAACUUCAAGGAGAUUGGAGAGUUAGAAGGAUACUUAACCAAAAAGCAAGUUCAGCAUAAGAUUUAUACAAAUUGGCAUACUAUUAUGAAAUUAAAUCAAAAUUAUUGAUAGAAUAGGAAUAUGCUUGGAAUGGAUUGAAUUAAUUAUAACUAUAAUAAUAAAGUGUAAAGCUUUCAAAAUUGACCUUGAAUGAGAGAGAAAAAUAUAUAGAAAUAGUUAAAUCAUAUAAAAUUGACCCUUAAAUUAGCAUGAAAUCACGAAAAUCUUGA
Messenger RNA from Paramecium octaurelia, 470 nucleotides. Lineage: Eukaryota; Ciliophora; Oligohymenophorea; Peniculida; Parameciidae. The record is from the annotation of a GenBank genome assembly.